AUGGCGGACAGCGAAAAGGCAAGCACGGUAAACGUUCAAGUUUCAACUUUCUGCAUGACAUUCUGACGUGUCUUUUAUUGUUUAAAGGAAGUGGACGAGCAGCUGAAGAGACGCGGCAUAACAAAAGAUAAAGAUGUAUCGGAACUUUACUUGGCAAACAGGCAAGUUUUUGUGUCUUUUCCACAUGUAGUUCAGCUAGAAAAUUGCUAAAACUGUUGAAAGAUAGAGCUCCUUUAAGCUGCACCUCACUUAACAAUAAGAGGUUAUGUUUCUUGUGUUUUAUGCAGAGGUCUCGAGGAGGUAAAAGACUGUGAGAAAUAUAGAAAUUUGCAAAUUGUGUGGUUGAAUGGAAAUAAGGUAAGCAGUGAUCCAAGGCUGUCACUUCAGAAGCUUCUUAAUUUUAGUAGGGUGGGUAAACAGUACAGUCCGGAAAGGACUUCGUUCCUAGGGUUCUGUUCAACUCAUCCCUUGCUCCGUAAGGACAAGUAGCCGAGAACUCUGGUUAGCCCAGUUGGGAGAGCGCCGGUCUGCUGAGCAGGAGGUUGCGGGUUCAAACCCCAGCCAGACCAACACUCAGGGUCCUUAAAUAACUGAGAAGAAAGUGCUGCCUUUGUAAUGACAACUGCAAAUGGUUAGACUUUCCAGUCUUCUCGGAUAAGGAUGAAAAACCGUAGGUCCCUUCUUACAGCACUUACACCAAUCUGUUCUUGUGGGAUGUUAAAGAACCUACACUGUUCAAAAUGAGUACGGGACAUACUCUUGGAGUACAGCGCUACAUUUACCUCCCAGUGAUCCUUUUCUAAAUAAUAAAUAAAUAAUAAAUAAAUAAUAAAUAAUUUAUAGUGGGUAUCUGGGUAUCGUGGACAAUACCCACUGAUGCAUCAUUUUUUAGUUUUGAAAUGAUAACAAUUGCAGGUGAAGUCAUUUUAUUUGAUUGAAGAAAAAGUUGAAUUAAUUGUUGUGUCUUGUUCAAUAAUGCAAAAUUAAAGUGACUCUCAAAUCCAAAAUUUUUCCAAAAUUACAAAAUUUAAGUGUCGCAAAAUAUGCAAACCAUCAAAGCAUAAAAUUGAUGUGUUGCAAAAAUUUCAUAUAAUAAGUUAAUAAAAAUUUCCCUUUUGUGUCUUAACCCUGAUAAUUUAUUUUCCACUAAUUAGGGUCAGAGGAAACCCAGAGUUAAACUACACUGAAAAAUUUCAACCUUGAUUUAAUUUUGUCCUACAACAAUUUUAUACCAAGAGGUAAUUUCUCGUUUACCUCAUACUGGUUACAGGGUAAUAAUUAAACGUUCUAACUUUUUUAUUAAUACACUGUAUCUCUGCUUUGUGUAUUGUUACAGAUAAGAAAAUUGACAUGCUUUAGUUCAAACUAUCAACUACGAGAGCUGUAUUUGCAAGAUAACUUGAUGAUGGAGCUAAAUGGUUGUUUGAAGCACUUGACUUGUCUUCAGGUGUUGCUACUAAAUGGAAAUCAGUUGUUAAAACUUACUGAUGUUGUUCAUGAAUUGAGAGCCAUGCAGUGCCUCAAAAAACUUAGUAAGUGCAAUGUCAUUUGCUUUUGUGCUUCUAAUAAGUAUUGAUCAAGCAUGAUACUGUAAUAGGUACUAGUUUUGGGCGGGCUUGGUACAAUGCUGACAUUUUUUGGAGUGUUAAUAAACUGGUUUUUCCAGUACAUACACUAUCUGGCCUUGAAGCCUGUGUGGCUCCCAUCCAGGUUUCUGACCAUGAUAGAAAUUUUACCGCGAAGCUCAAGACUGUUUAGAACUGGAAGUAUCUGGAAUUCUGUCCCCUAUUGUGUAAAACACUGCGUGUAAUGACCCUUGAAAGCAUAUUAAAAACUUAAACUUUAUAGUUGGUGACAAACAGUUCAACAUUUUGUUGAUCGACAGAUUUUUCCCAUUCUCAUUGUUAGCACCAAGUUGCAAAAUGUUGAACAGAGUAGAGCCCAUCUCUACAUUUAUUUCUUCUUAACAUGUGGUCUAAUUUAAAAUUCAGCAGGGUGUAAUGAACAGGCUGUAGCUGUAACAUUUUCAACUCUAAGAGUACUGAUAACUUUUUUUAAAAUACAUGUACCUCUACCUGUAAGUUGUUUUUGCUCUUGUUAAUAUUUUCUUAGAUCUUUUUGGUAAUCCGUUGGCUCAAGAAUAUGAUUACAGAUCUUACGUAGUACAUCAUCUUCCCUCUGUUGAGUUACUGGAUAGGAAAGGUGAGCAAUAAACAAAAUAUAGUGUAAAUUGUCUUUCUUCCAUUUUUAAACUUCUUUGACUAGUUAUCAGUCAAGUUAUCAGUGUAAUAGCCAGAUGUAAAUAAUUUAUAAAUUCUUUAACCCAUUCGCUCCUGGAGAUUUUGCCGAAAAACGCGUUUUGAAGCUAGUCGAGUGGUUUUCUGGUCACUGUCGUGCUAUAAAGAGCUAAAACUUACCACAAACCGCUUUACAGGUCGUACACUUCGCGGCCUUCUGAUCCAGUUAUCCAGAUGCAAAAAACUGAUGCAAAAUAUCAGCUUGCGAAGUUCGGGCAUGCGCAGAAAGCAAAAUUUGGGUUUAAAAGUGACACAGCAGUCUUGACUUUUACUUUUCGCUUUCUCUCCUCCCCUCUUUUUUCGCUUUUGUUGCCUCAUUUUUUUUUCUCUUGCUGGGCAUUUAGUAGGCUUCAUUUUGGUGGGAAUACUUUUUAGCAAAGCUUUAAGGAUCUUAGGAUUAGGUGAAAGGAAAGGUAGGUGGGCAAUGGAACAAGAUUUUCAUGGAGAUUUUCAGGUCAAUGUUACAUGGUUUUUUGCCUCUUUCUCCGGUUUCCUUGACUGAAUUGUGCUCAUUCUGGUGUGGUUUGAAAGAUCUCUUCACUCUGCACAAGUUAGCGGACAAAGUUGUCCUUGACUGUUAAAACUGAUGACGUCACAAAGGGUAGAAAGGACGUGGAUCCGCACGGGCGGUUACGGGCGGUUCAGGGGCGAAUGGGUUAAACUGGGGCAACAUCAGAAAAAAACUCUUUUAAUGUACAAUCAACACCCUUUACAGCAGACACUUUAGGGGGCUCAAAUUAGUUCCUUAUUAGUCAGAGUCUGUAAUAAAUAAGGAGUUUAUUUCAGUCAAAUUUCUGUGAUUUAUUUUUACCUGGGAUUUAGUUGCUGUCCAUACAUGUAUUUCUUUCCCCAUGUUGACAGCCAUGCUUGUUUUCCAGUCUCAGUCCAAAAUCGUCUUAUUUACCAUAAUGAUCUAAUGGAUGCCUCCUCAAAUAAAUGCCUCCCAUACGAUUUUAAGUUUGUAUUAGACACCCUUCUCUAAUUAGUGCCCCCUUUCUUAUAGACACUUCAAUGACAAUUACCCCAAAAUACCAGGAAAUAGCAAAAAGGAGCAAAAUUAUUCCAUUUACACUGUAGUGAUUAAUUCUUGCUUGAUUAACAAAGGUUUGAACGUUACAUGUUGUUCAAUGUCAAGUUUGAAGAAAGGAUAGGCUAAUGAUGACAGGUUAAUGACCCUUAAUGAGGAUUCAGGCAUCAAGGCUGAGAUUUGAAAUAGCAAUGUGGAUCUCCAGACUUCCAAGAAGUAUCAAUGAAUGGAUUGGAUAUUUUUGUAAACUAGCUCUCUUGAUAUUUUCUCUGAAAGCAUAUAAUAGUUUUGCAUGUUGAGCUUGGUACAGUUAUCAGAAUAAACGUCCCGAUCUUUUAAACCCCUCCUAUGUAUCAUUUUCAGUACUCAUUUUCAUGUUUUCAUCUCAAAUUUGACGUUACCUUAACACAUGUUAAUACCUACUUGAUAUCUUCACUGAAUGUCAAAGUAAUUUGUUGUUUGAAACUUUUAGAAAUAACUAAAGAAGAGCGGGACAAGGCUCGAAAAAAAUAUGAGCCAGAAAGAGAAACGGUAAAGGAGUCUGUGGCAUUUGGCCGGAGAGCAGAUGGUCCACCAAAGAGAGUCUACGCUCCUCCGCCUUCUGCAACAUUUGAAAGCUUGGGUUUUGAUCAAGGUAGGUAACAUUAGUUGUCUCUCUUGAUGAUUGAAAAAAAAUACGAAAGUACCUGAUGGCAUAUUUACAAGCAAGACGGAUAGAUAAUAUUUGAUUUAUUUUUACUUUGUUAUUAACUUCGUCUAUUACAUGAAACAAAGAUAUACUAAAACAAAGAAUAAUAAAUGCUUAAUUAGGGAUACCACAACAGCGGUGAGCUAAUUACAGUGGUCCCAGAGUUUAAAAAAUAUUUUAAUUAAACAAACAGUAAAGUUACAAGUUUAUGAUGAUUAGAAAAAACAACGAAGAUAGACAGACACAUUACGUGAAAUUUUACAUGAUGGACAGAUGGUUUUCCAGGAUCGUGGGUCCUUUGGGUGGUAAUUAUGUUCUAAGGCGUCUACAUAGUACUUACCAGUAUACUCGAUGGAUUUGAAUUGACUGAUCUGAGGGUUGCAUGAAAGUUGAAGGUCGUUUGUUAAGGUGUUCCAGAUUCUAGUGGUUCUAUUAAAAAAGAUCUGUGAAAGGUGACAGUAUUACAUCUCCUUGAAAUAAAGUGAGUGAGUAACAUUAGGAUUGCUGUUAGAUCUGGUAGUGCGAGUAACUAAGACAUGAGAAAGAACAGAAGGACUAACUUUAACUGUGCCAGUUACAACUUUGAAGAAGAAAAUCGUCUAAAAACUUGUGCUAAUAGGAGAUAGGUAAUAAGUUAAGUUUGGUUAGCCUGUCCCUCUAUGUUUGGUCACAAAUAAAUGGAAGAUCCAGAAUAUACUUUGUAUUGCGCUUCUUGACACGCGCGAGCUUUCGAAUCAGAUCUUUAGACUGCAGAGUCCAGACUUGCGUGGCAUAACCAAGAUGGGAUCUUGCUAGGGUGAGGUAUGCCGAGCGUCUAACCGUAAUGCUUUUGACGAGUCUGGUGUAAUAUAACACUAUCAAGAAGGAAAUCAAAAAACUUAUUGUAACUUUUCAGUGCUUCUAAUGUAACAAAAAUUUGUUAUCUUAAAAGAUCAGUUUCUGUGUAAUAAGCCUUGUAAGAACCAGUUAUUUGAUUAUAUCAUGUAUUUUAACGUAGUACGUAUGGGGGUAGAUGCAAAAGUCUUACAUGUAAUGUCCGCGUAUUAAAUAGGUUGCUUUUGACUUUCAGCCUAGACAGAUGCUUGCCUUCGAACACAGUUGCCUCUCUUCGCUCCUUGACUGGCCGCGAGGAGCGAGGAGGAACGGCUGUAUUCGAAGGCUUGGCAGAUGCUUUAUCUAUUUUAAACCCAUCUGUUCCAAGGGUCACAUUGAGAAGUCUCUGAAAAUGUGUAUGCCUGUGUCCUUCUCAAAAUGUCACUUUGGGUAACUGUACAUCUUUUAACUAUUUCCUUUUAUUAUACGCAUAGGGCUACUUCGACAUUUCUUGACUGAUGCAUGUGUUUUUUUGGGAUUCAGAUGAUCAGGACGAGCAGGAAAGUAGAAUAUCUGAGAGCAUCACAAGGUUGGUAUUACAGCCCCUAAGCUGGAUAAUUAUGCCUGUUUCUUCCGUUGUAUGAACACUUUAGUUUACUUAAGGUGCGGAAAAACAGGCGACAAAAAACAUACAACUUAGUUUUCCAACAUUGCUGCAAAAGGAGUUGAAAAGCGAUGUUACGCGUUUUACCACCCACGUUCAAACUUGCCAACAACCUGAAUGGGUGCAAGACAUGUUUGACGAAGGUGUGAAACACUCAACGUUGCUUUGCAAUUCGUUUUGCAGCAAUGUUGCAAACAAGUUGCACGUUUUUUGUUGCCCGUUUUUCCGUACCUUUAGUACCCGUUAGCUUUUAAUAGAGUAGAUUCACAAUCAACUAGCAGUUAUAGCUGCCCCAUACCGACUAGCCAACAUUGACAAAAUUACCUGGCACUGUAAGAAUGCGGUCGACGAGGUUGGCGCAGGUGUAGAAUAACACGUUAACAGUGUUAUAACUUGAAAUUUGAAUAACCUUACAUUCAUGACGUUAUACGCGUGCACAUUGCAUGGAAAUCAAAAUCACAACAAUGACAACAACCCCACCUUUUGUUUCCCGUCGUUAAAUACCGAGCAUUAAGGAUUCCAGACUUACUCGAAAGAAAAGCCAGUGGCUCACGCUGUGAGCACAUUUAACUUACCAAGAGUAGAGCAGCAAAAAAGGUUCCACACUCGAGCUGACACGAGCGAAAGCGAAAAGAUGAGGGCGUCACCACGUGAGUACUCGUGAAACUUUUCCUGUAGUAUGUAAAAUUAAUUCCUUUCUUCUCGCUGGCCAGUCAUAUUACAUCGAGAACAAAAGAUGUGGCUCGUUGCUCGACUCGUUUUUCAGUUAUGAACACCUAAUACAAUCAGAUAUAUUUUAACUACUGGAUAAGGUUUUUCUGAUAUUGUAAACUAUCGUCAAGGUCGAGUUAAGAGUUGUGCUAUCUGUUGAGGCCCAAGGAUAUCCAAAAACCGAAUCUAAUAGACUUUUUCUCAUUAAAUUACAUUGUUUUCUGCCGCGCGAGCGAGCCUUGAAGCGUUCGAGCAAAGCAGCAGACCUAAUCCGCACAGGGGCGACCGCAGGGACAAAAAUUUUUGAUUUCUACCCACGAUGUAUCUGGAUUUACGAUGCAAGGGAUUUGUCGCAAAAUUCCUUGCACGCCCAUUGCCUUUACAUGCCGAGCUCCGCUGGCUUUGUCGGUUGCAUGAAGUUCGUUGAGGUUAGUUGAAAUCCUAAUGUGUCUGUGGUGAAUUUCUUUUUGUACCACGUGAUGUUGUCAUAAAGCGUUUUGAUGAUCUUUUAAGCGGCUUGCGGUAAUUGUUCGAAUCUUUUGUUCAGCGAUAUAGUAAGCUAUUAUCAGAGAGAGAAAUGAUCAAACUUGUACUGGAAACGUAAAUGGAACGCUUAAGUCCAGUAGGAAAUUGCUUUUGAUUGAAAAAUGUCCUUAUCUUAUUGUCUUUUUUAAAAGGUUUUGCUUUGCUUUUCAAAAAACAAAACUCAUACUUCGCAUUAAAAUCACGUCUACUGUAUUGCAACCACCAUGUCCGAUAUGACCAAUAAAAAUAACUUGAAAAGAACCCUUUCUUUAAACUUCUUUGAAUCUUCCACCAGCUACACGUGUAGCGUGGAACGACGUGCAGUGUGAUGGAAUAGAACGAAUCAUUGAUUUUGACAUCACACAAAAUGAAACUAAAUCUAAAUCUAAAUCUAAAUGCUAAAUCGUUCCUUUAGAUUAGGUUUGCGUUCUCUUUCGUCGAACGCAUCAAUACAUGUGAAUUUUGUCCAGUUUGCCAUUUCGCAUUAGAAAUGUUACGUAGCGGUGAAGAACUUGUAACAAGUAUGGACUUGUUUUGCAGUGAUGAUGGAAACGCUCUGGAGGAAGCUAUUAAAAGACGCGGACUUCAGCGGUCAGUCAUGCAGUACUCUACAUUUGAUUGGUCGUCAAUACCUCUGUCCCAGGAAAGAAGACUUGCACCAGACAGUAUUCCAGAUCAACCGCGAAUACUUACAGUUCGCUUUAGGUAG
This is a messenger RNA of Porites evermanni, 7434 nucleotides long. The record is from the annotation of a GenBank genome assembly. Lineage: Eukaryota; Metazoa; Cnidaria; Anthozoa; Scleractinia; Poritidae.